CCUCGUCCUCCCUCCCUCGCUGCGAGCAUCUCCGCGCUCAGCCUGGAGGUGAUACAGGCGCAGCAGCAUCCAUGGCCUGCCCCUAGCCCGCCGCUCCUUCCUCCUCACCCUCCUCACCCUCCUCAUCCUCCUCCCCGCGCCGGGCCGGGCGCUGCUGAGCGGGACCCGCACUCUCCUGCGUUUUUCCAGGCUCCUCGGAAAGUGAGGAAUGCAAUUCUGCCACCAUGAUGGAAGGACUGAAGAAGCGCACCAGGAAGGCCUUUGGCAUACGCAGGAAAGAGAAGGACACUGACUCCACAGGGUCACCAGACAGGGAUGGCAUCAAGAAAACCAACGGAGCCCCAAAUGGAUUUUAUGCAGAGAUCGACUGGGACAGAUAUAACUCCCCUGAGCUGGAUGAGGAGGGAUACAGCAUCCGACCCGAGGAACCAGGAUCUACCAAAGGAAAGCACUUCUACUCCUCCAGCGAGUCGGAGGAGGAGGAGGAGGCGCACAAGAAAUUCAACAUCAAGAUCAAGCCCCUGCAGGCCAAGGAUGUCCUGCGCAGCGCCGCCACCGUGGACGAGCUCAAGGCCUCCAUCGGCAACAUUGCACUUUCUCCAUCCCCCGUGAGGAAAAGUCCGCGGCGCAGCCCGGGGACGAUCAAAAGGAAUUUAUCCAGUGAGGAGAUCACGCGGCCCCGGCGCUCCACGCCCACGCCAGACCCCGCCAGCAAGAAGGCCGGGGAGGACCCUGCGGCACUGGCCCCGCUCUUCGGGCCCCCGCUGGAGUCGGCCUUUGAGGAGGCCAAGCUGGAGGCUGCUCUGGACCAGCCUGAGAUAUGGGGGUCAGUCCAGCCCAUCAACACAAACGUAGAGUCCCCAAAACUUCCAAGACCUUUUCCAACUGGAACCCCUCCGCCGCUCCCCCCGAAGAACAUCCCGGCCACGCCGCCGCGCACCGGCUCCCCCCUGCCCCCGGCCAUCGGAGGGGACCAGGCAGCAGCCGCAGAGCCCAAACGGGACAAACUCCCGUCCAUCAAUGACUUGGACAGCAUUUUUGGCCCCGUGCCGUCCCCCAAAUCUGCCGCUGCCACGGCGGAAGACAAGUGGGUCAAUUUUUCCGAUCAAUCCCCGGAGAACGCGCCUCCGGAGCUGUCGCCCCGGGACAAGGCGGCGUCCCCGGCGGGCAGCCCGGCCAGCGCCCCGGCCGAGCCUCCCCGCCCGCUGCCCUCGCCGCUGCAGCUGGAAGACGCUCCCAAGAAGCUCCCCGAGCAGCCCCACGUUAAGGACGAUUCCGCCGAGCCCGUCGCCUCUCCCAAAGAUUUUGGGGCGGGCCAGAGAGGGACCCCGCCGCCCCCUCCGCCGCCCACGUACCGCGCCGUGGUGUCGUCGCCCGGACCGGGCGCCAGCACGGGAAGCGCCAGCGGUUCCUCGUCCCCGGCCCGGCCCGGCACGCCGCUGGCCCCGUGUGGCACUCCCCCGCCGCCGCCGCCCCGGCCCCCGUCCCGGCCCAAGCUGCCCCCGGGCAAGCCCCCCGUCAGCGAUGUGUCCAGGCCUUUUAGCCCUCCCAUCCACUCCUCCAGCCCUCCUCCGAUAGCACCUUUAGCCCGUGCUGAAAGUACUUCUUCCAUUUCUUCCACCAAUUCCCUGAGCGCAGCCACCACUCCCACCGUUGAGAAUGAACAGCCUUCCCUCGUUUGGUUUGACAGAGGAAAGUUUUAUUUGACUUUCGAAGGCUCGUCCCGGGGCCCCAGCCCCCUGACCAUGGGGGCACAGGACACCCUGCCCGUGGCCGCCGCCUUCACCGAAACCGUCAACGCGUACUUCAAAGGGGCUGACCCCAACAAGUGCAUCGUGAAGAUCACGGGGGAGAUGGUGCUGUCCUUCCCGGCGGGCAUCACCCGACACUUUGCCAACAACCCCGCCCCGGCCGUGCUCACCUUCCGCGUGCUCAACUUCAACCGGCUGGAGCACGUCCUGCCAAACCCCCAGCUGCUCUGCUGUGACAGCGUGCAGAGUGACUCCAACUCCAAGGAGUUCUGGGUCAACAUGCCAAAUCUGAUGACUCACCUAAAGAAGGUAUCGGAACAGAAACCUCAAGCCACCUAUUACAAUGUGGAUAUGCUCAAAUACCAGGUGUCUGCCCAGGGUAUUCAGUCUACUCCAUUAAACCUUGCAGUGAGCUGGCGGUGUGACCCUGCAAGCACUGACCUGCGCAUCGACUACAAAUACAAUACAGAGGCAAUGACCACGCCUGUAGCUCUAAACAACGUCCAGUUCCUCGUCCCCGUCGACGGAGGAGUAACCAAACUGCAAGCUGUGCUUCCUCCUGCUGUCUGGAAUGCUGAACAGCAAAGGAUAUUGUGGAAGAUCCCUGAUAUCUCCCAGAAGUCAGAAAAUGGAGGUGUGGGGUCGCUGCUGGCGCGGUUCCAGCUGUCCGAGGGGCCGAGCUCGCCCGCCCCGCUGGCCGUGCAGUUCACCAGCGAGGGCAGCACCCUGUCCAGCUGCGACAUCGAGCUGGUGGGCGCCGGCUACCGCUUCUCCCUCAUCAAGAAGAGGUUUGCGGCAGGUAAAUAUUUGGCGGAUAACUGAUGGAAGCUUAUGCAAGUCCAUGGAAAAUACUAUGGAAAAUACCCAAGGACUGCUGUGCGUGGAACGGGUUUUAAUUACAGUUUAAGGAUAAAUGAACUGAAUCCUGCACUCGGGACAUUUCUGUUGGAAGUGUCGACAACUUUCAGCAUUUUUUUUCCUUGGAAAACACCGUCUUGACCAGUCCUCCAGUAUUUACUUCUAGAUGUAACAUUGUUAAUGGUUUUAAAAUGUAAUUAUUGUAUUUGUAAAUUGUACUCAUUCCAGUAAGGCUGUAUUUUGGCAGUUAGACACUUGAGUUUUAGCAUUUUACCAUUCAUGAAAUGGAUGUAAUUUAAACUGUGGUAUAUAAAUCUAAUAGUAGUACUGUUGAAUGGCACAAUGCUUACAGAGGUAGAUUGCAUUUUGUCAAUAUAUACAAUUUAAAUACGAUACUGGUAGCUGUUAUGAAGGGGGUGCCUCAUCAAAAGAGAGUUCAGUAGGGCCCACAGACUGAUUUAAUUUUCCUUCAGUCCUUCGUACGUCUCACAGCAAUCAAUAAAAACCUUCAGGUUUAGCUGGUUUAACUGCAGAAAGAUAUUCUUGGAAAGGUGGAGGUUCCUAGGACAAUCUCCCAGGAAGGAAAUCUCACUUCUGCAAGGAGUAUUGACUCCCAAUUUCCAGCUCUGUGUUCUCUUACAGCUGCAGAUUCCCUGUUGGAAUCCCAGCAGCUCUUCCCAGCCCCGUGCCCAGGUAUUUUACAGGGAUACAGAUGAGGAAAGGAGCAGCAAAGAGGCUGGGUGGUCCCUCUGAGCUCCCAGCACUGGCACAAAAUGUCUCUGUUGGGAUCAAGGAUGUGUUUUCCGAGCUUCCUCCAGACAUUCAGUUGUGUUUUUACGUUGCUUUGCUGGCUUUUUUCUGCCUUUGCCCCCCAUUUUUGAAAGCUCUACGGGUUUAGAAAAUGCUUUAAAGGAUUGCAGCCGCACCUGCUUCUCUGUUUUAGCACUGAGGCAGGGAAAUGUGUAUGGAAAAACACUGGGAAAGGAUUCCCCAGGGAGCAGGAGCAGCGUGGGGGCUGUUGGGAGCAGCCAGGGCAGGAGCCCAGCUGGCCAGCACUGGGAGCAGCUGGGAAGAAGAGAAAUGGGAAAACACAUGGAAGUGCUGAACUGGAGAAUGGGGCACAAAACAUUAUCCCUCUGUGUUUUCCCCGUCCCGCUGUGUGAGUGCUGCUCAUUCCUGUGGAUCUCAGUCUCAUCCCACUCCUGGCAGCACGGUGAGAGCGUUGGUGGCAUGCAUGUGCUGCAGCCAGGCUUGUGAAACAGGAGAAUUUGGCAAUUUUGGGAACAAAAAUGAAGGAACCUGUGUGAAAUUAAACACAGAUGCACAGAGGAGCAUCCAUGAAUGGGGUGCUGGGACUUUGGGAAUGUGUAAGGCGACAAAAAGUGCUGGUUUUCCAGGUGUUGCCAGGGUUAGAGUGGUGAAUUUACACUGGAAAACAGCCUGGGCAUGUUGGAAGUGCUUGCUCAUGGAGCAGUUUGAUGAAGGAAAGCAGAGAUCUGUGCCCAUCGUGAGAGAAAAGAAGGAAAUGUGGGAAUAUUUCAGGUGUGAGGUGGCCCCCAGGCUGAGAUUUGGGGGGUGAGCUCUGUGUGAGUUGACAGAAGGCAGCAGCAGGAAAGGAAAAGCACAAUUUGCUCCUGCAGCUUCUCACAUCCUCACAGAUUUUGGGAGUGCACUCCCCAGUGUCCCACUCCGUGAAUGGUUUUCCCCCUGAACUGAAAUUUGUAUAAAGUGUGCAGCUCACCCCUUUCUGACACAGAAACAUAGGGGCAAACCCUAAGAAUCAGGUUUAUGGUGUGUACAAUUGCUCCAAACCCACCCUUCCAAAAGAGAUCUAUGGCAUAGACCUGAAAAAAAUGGAUUUAUAAUGUAAAUAUUACCAGAGCAUAGAGAUUUUACUUUAUAUUUCAUUUGAAAGACAAGGUGUUUACAUUAGCAUUGGGUUUUUGAGUGCUUUGAAACAGAAAAACCCAUAACCCAAAGCUCCCAAGCUCACCCUGUUUGAGCUGGUGAACAAGACAGAGGUCGGUCACUUUGUGGGGACGCAGCCCUCACGGCCUGGAGAGAGAGAUGGGAACAGCCUGGGACAUUUUGUCCUAUUUCUGGACAUGUGGGAUGUGCCAGCACUGCCAGCCCCACAGGGACACAGCUCCAGGCACUGGCAGGUGACACCAGCCCUGUGACACUGGGACCAAAAGCAGCGAUUUGGGACAGGUUUUUCCACGCUGCUCUUGCCAGUUUUUGGCACAGGGUUUGCUCAGAGUGCCCUGGCGUUUGUUGGGAGCUUGGUGAGAGCAGCUGGCUCCAGAGAGGGAGCUGUAGUGCUCAGGGCAUUCAAGCUCUGCAGGCUUCACCUCGGCUUUUAGGAAGGAAAAUCUGUGAAUGCAUGCACAGAGAGGCUUCAGCUCCAUUCCUCCCGUGGACAUCUCCCUUUACACUGUCCUCAGCAGCCUCUCCCAAAGGAAUUUUCCCCUGGGAAUUUGGCAGCCCACACCUGCAGAGUCAAGGUCCCACUGGCAGAGCAGGAGUUUUUCCCCAUGGAUACCUUCAGACUUGGAAUCUUACAUGGUAGAAGCAGGAACUCUUUUUUUACCACCUUUCUGCUGUUUGUUGCAAACAGUCACAAUUCUCAGCCAGCUCAUGGUGCUCCUCAAAGGAGACCUUGCAGAGCAGUUUCCUGCUUUAACAGUAUUCUCAAUAACUCUGAAAUCUCUCAAUAGUAGGAAAAAACACCAGAUACUGAGCUUUUCACUUGGUGUCUGCAUUUGUUCUUAAAUAUCACUGCCCUGUUUACAUCUUUUUGGUUUUGUCGUCAUUCAGUAUUCCAGUGAAAUUAAUUUGUCUUCACUCUGCUGUUUCAGGUUUUAUCUGUCAUUUUUUAAAACAUAAGUGGGAAAAACCUGCAAGUUUCCAUUGGAAUGCCCUCCCUUUUUAGCCAGGCAGAGCGGGGAUGGGAAGGGAAGGUACAGCCCCCCUGCCACCCUUCCUGUGCUGCUCUCUGAGAUCCCUCCAGCAGGAGCAUCCUAAAUAAAAAGGGUCACCACCUCUUUCUCCCAGCAGAAGCAUUUUUCAAUGGCUGGAGUGCACUGAAAAGGUGACAGAUUUUUAAUUUACCUAAGAGAGAGUCAAACAUUUUUUCCCUACCCUUUUGUGGUUUUUAUGUGAAAAUAUCUUGGUUAAAACCCCUAAUUUUGAAGCUAGUCAUGACCAAAAGAUGUAAUGUCAUCCUGUUGUACUUUCCAGGUUAGAAAUUACUGUCUCAAAGAUUUCAUUUCAUAGCCAGAAUUCUUCUGUUCCUCUUUUCCUCACGAUUUCUCAAGGAAAUGAAUCCGUGUAGAGCCAGGGAGGUUUUAUGAUAAUCAGGAUUAUUCCAGUCAGGAUUUUAACUCUUCUUUCACUGCAAGGCAAGGAAAAGAUUUGCAGGAACCUGCCCUGCUCCUGCCUGGCUUCCCUUGUCCCUUUGGGAGGGAUGAUGGUGCUGGCAGUGGUUCUUGGAACAUGAAUUGAUGGUGGGAUGCUCUUCAAAGGCCUGGGGACAAGCAGGAUGUGGUGGAACACACCAGAUCCCAGGGAGGCUUUGGGAAUGCCCUGUUCAUCCAUUAGAAAUCCAGGUUUUCUGGGACAGUGGGAAUGGCUGUGGGAACGUGCUGCCCCCAUGUUGGGUUCCUCAUCCAUGCAGGAAGGGGUUUCUCACUCCCAAACAUUGUAAGGUUGAUGAAAUCCCCUGGAUGCUUGGGUGACAUGAAACAAACAGAAAUGUGGCAUGGUCUGAGCCAGGAUUUGGGUUGGGAUGUGCCAGGAAGCUCCCAGGGCUGGCGGGAGGAGAGCCCAGGGUGUGGGACAGCCCCACUGUGACACCCCAGCAGUGAAUCAGAUAUCCCCAGGUAUCACCCUGGACCACUUAAUGAACUCCCUCGUGUAUAAAAUGUUUAUAAAUAUUUGUGGAUGAAGAUACACAGGUCUAUUUUUAAGAUUUAAGUUAAAUAAGUUAAUGAAUGGCUGGCCUUUUCUGCCUGAACGUGCAAUGAGAUAUAAUAUACCUUUAGUCUACGAUGGCCUAGGUACUGCUUAGUCUGUGAUGAAAACUUUGCUGCUUUCCUACUGUUCUCAGAGAAAAAAAAAACAAACAACCUAUAAAAGACGUACAGGUUUGUUGCACAGGGACUACUGCAGCGAAGCUUUGUAUUUGACCACUGGUAAUAUGAAUGUGUUGUAUUGACUUGUUGAAGAUAAUCAUGAAACAACAUAUUUUAAAUGUUACUUGCCUUAUAGAUUAGAGUACGACUAUGUGGAUAUCAUUUUUGUAAAUACUGUUUUUUAUAAAUGUCUCUCCUCCAUCCUCCCCGUCACCAAUUUCACCGACUCUCAAAUAUGCAAUUAUUUACCAUGCAGAGCGUUGUGACAAAGAAAUCCCCACGUCAGAACAAAGUUUAUUCAUCCUAUACAUAAGAACCACAUGAAAUACCCAACUGAGUUGCAAUUUAAAUGUGAUUAUUAUUAUUUUUUUCCUUGAAAAUAAACAAAAAAAGUAAAACA
Melospiza georgiana is the source of this 7142-nucleotide messenger RNA. It is a transcript of the gene SGIP1, whose product is annotated as SH3GL interacting endocytic adaptor 1. NCBI's taxonomy places the organism in Eukaryota, Metazoa, Chordata, Aves, Passeriformes, Passerellidae. Gene Ontology annotation, cellular component: cytoplasm; clathrin-coated pit; clathrin-coated vesicle. Gene Ontology annotation, biological process: clathrin coat assembly; synaptic vesicle endocytosis; clathrin-dependent endocytosis. The record is from RefSeq and is a predicted model, not a curated record. The transcript is spliced from 24 exons. Bases 225 to 2573 code for a protein of 782 amino acids.